AUGAUCGGACGCGAAGUAAAGUAUCCUUGGCAUCCAGGAUAUUGUAUUCUGGAGCCUCGUCAACGCAUGAUCUGCUGUUACAAGGAAGAACCGGUAGGAGUUUGGGUUUUGUAGAAGUAGUUUUUCAGCUCAUUUGCUCAAAAAUGCUUUCAAAUUUAAAAAUUACUCGAAAAGUAAAGGUCAGAAAAGCAAAACUCUCAAGACAGCACAACUAAAAAAAUUUUGCACGUUAUGGCAUAGCACAAGGCGCAGGUCGUUCAAGGUCCGGGACAGCUUGCAACAUCUUAUUAAAGCUUCCAGCAAAAGAAAAAAAAGUUAUUCGACCCUUAUAAUCGGUUUUUAGACAUUGAAUUCAUUAAAAAUCAAUAUCCCAAAAAGAAUAUUACAGAUGGGAAGAAUAAGUUACAAUGGCGGAAGUAUCCGAUUGGACGGUGGGAGAAACACUUUUCUGAAUGCUUGGAACAUGCAAAUGGGUUAGUUUUACUGGAAAGAACUUGAUAUCCAUGUAUCAAAACUUUCUUCAGAACUUAUUUUUUUAAAGGUUUGCCGCCUCCGUCUAUCAACAUGAAAGGUUCACAAACGCUUUCUCGCUCAUUUCUUCGGUCGAUCCGAGGAAGACGGAACAACUCCAACAAGGCGCCGAUUCCUACAAAAUACGCUACUGUCAGGAUCAACAGUACUCGUACGCCCUUUUCUGA
Messenger RNA from Caenorhabditis auriculariae, 698 nucleotides. The record is from the annotation of a GenBank genome assembly. NCBI's taxonomy places the organism in Eukaryota, Metazoa, Nematoda, Chromadorea, Rhabditida, Rhabditidae.